AUGAUGAACAGAAUAGCAUCCCUUUUCUGAACUUUCUAAUUAAUGGAGGAAGCAUAUGUUAGUUCAUGAAUGUGGACUUGAUUUUUUUUUUUUCAAUUUUCAUUAGCAGAUAGCAAAAAAGGCAGCCAUAGCUGAAUAUCUGUGUGUUAGAAGUUAGAAGUGGGUAAUUUGUAUGGCUGGAGAGGCCGAAAAAGAGAGAGAUCUUCAGCAUACAGCAACAUGGGCAGUUGCUGCUGUUUGUGCUGUCAUUAUACUCAUCUCUAUUGUCCUUGAAAAGCUCCUCCACAAAGCCGGAACAUGGUUAACAGAUAGGCAUAAGAAAGCUCUCUAUGAGGCGUUGGAGAAGGUCAAAGCUGAGUUGAUGAUUCUUGGCUUCAUCUCUCUAACCCUUGUAUUCAGUCAAUAUUACAUUGCUGAAAUCUGCAUACCUCACGCUGCUGCUGAUAUCAUGCUUCCUUGCAAAGCGGUUAAGACUGAUAAGGAAGAAGAAGAGAGCCAUCGCAGGCGUUUGUCACUUCAACGCCGCGUUUUAGCUGGCAAAUCUUCUGAUAAAUGUGCUGAGAAGGGGCGUGUACCGCUUAUGACGGUGGAUGGACUGCAUCAAGUUCAUAUUCUUAUAUUCUUUUUAGCUGUCUUUCAUGUGAGCUACAGUGCCAUCACUAUGGCCCUCGGAAGACUUAAGAUUCGUGGCUGGAAAGGAUGGGAGCAGGAGACUUCUACCCACGACUAUGAGUUUUCUAAUGAUCCUUCAAGAUUCAGGCUUACUCACGAGACGUCUUUUGUGAGAGCACACACUAGUUUCUGGACCCGAAUACCUCUGUUUUUCUACAUUGGAUGCUUUUUCCGACAGUUCUUUAGGUCUGUUAGCAGAUCUGAUUACUUGACUUUACGCAAUGGGUUCAUUUCUGUUCAUUUGGCCCCUGGAAGCAAAUUCAACUUCCAAAAAUACAUCAAAAGGUCAUUAGAAGAUGAUUUUAAGACUGUUGUUGGAGUAAGUCCAGUUUUGUGGGGAUCAUUCGUUGUGUUCUUGCUCCUAAAUGUUCAUGGGUGGCAAGCACUGUUUUGGGCAUCCUUAAUUCCCGUGAUUAUAAUCUUAGCUGUCGGCACAAAGCUACAAGCUAUUUUGACAAAAAUGGCCCUUGAGAUAACAGAGAGACAUGCGGUAGUCCAGGGCAUACCUCUUGUUCAAGGCUCCGACAAAUAUUUUUGGUUCGGUCGGCCCCGGUUGGUGCUGCAUCUCAUACAUUUUACACUAUUUCAGAAUGCGUUCCAAGUGACAUACUUCUUGUGGAUUUGGUACGAGUUUGGGAUUGAUUCUUGCAUCCAUGACAAUCUCGGACUUGUGAUUGCCAAGAUGGGUGUAGGGGUGGCAGUCCUAUGUUUGUGCAGCUACAUCACACUUCCACUUUAUGCCCUCAUUGCUCAGAUGGGAUCUAACAUGAAGAAAACCAUCUUUGAUGAACAAAUGUCCAAUGCCCUCAAGAAGUGGCAUAUGGCGGUGAAGAAGAAGCAAGGGCGGGGAGGAAACACCCCUACGCGAAACUUAGGUGGGAAUGCGAGUCCAACGUCUUCCAUGGGAUCACCUUUCCACCCCACGGGCACGAUGCUUCAGCGAUUCAAGACCACUGGCCACUCAACUCGGGGAUUUAGUUAUGAAGAGCAUGAUGCAUCUGAUCUCGAGGAACCAUCCACACCUCCACCACCCACGGCCAGCUUAAUCAUACGGUCAAAUGAUCCUUUGGAUCACGACCACGACAAUGAUGGACACCAUCUUGAUGAUGACCAUGAUGGGGAUUUUGCUCUGAAUGGACAAGAAACGAGGAAUGAAGAUGACUUCUCGUUCGUGCGGCCCACACCCACCCAACAGUAACGUUGUUGAAUUUUUCUCAAGAUUUGCCCAUUGCUCUACUUGAUUCUCUACUUUAUUUUAUUUUGUUGUGAGUUCCAGAGCACUUGAAUCGUUUGCGCUCUGUUCUGCAUUAUCUUGGAAGCCCUAAACUCAUUCCUCCGAUGAACAAUGUAGACCUUGGUUAAAAAGUUUCCAUAGCAGAAUUGGGACCACCAAUAA
Messenger RNA from Salvia splendens (bonfire salvia), 2068 nucleotides. RefSeq names its product MLO-like protein 10. Lineage: Eukaryota; Viridiplantae; Streptophyta; Magnoliopsida; Lamiales; Lamiaceae. Bases 173 to 1870 code for a protein of 565 amino acids. Gene Ontology annotation, biological process: defense response. Gene Ontology annotation, cellular component: membrane. The record is from RefSeq and is a predicted model, not a curated record. The transcript has 15 exons.